GUUCUUGAAUUUAAAUAUUUUGUUGUUUUGUUCUUUCUAGGUAGUAUCACUGACAAUGUGGCUGCCUACGUUUUAUGUAGUUUUACUUUUUAACAUUUUUAAAACUGUGCUCUGCCAAUUCACUGUAGCAAAUGGGAUAUACUCGUUCGGAUAUUUUAAUGGCACGUCUAAAGCAAAACUCUCGAAUGUGUUGGAUGUUUUAAGACCGCAAACUGGAUUUUCUUUUAGAACUUGUAUGGAUCAUGGGACCUUAUUUUAUCAGAGAAACAUAAUUGGAGACAGCAUAACUUUAAAGCUUGAUAAUGGUGACGUUAUAUUCUCCCUUCAAUCUGUUGUUGACAACAUAAAUACCUCUGUAAGUUAUGAAGGUAACUUUAACAACAAUGAAUGGAUUCAUGUUAUGUUUCAACACAACUCUACUACUGACCAGGGUUCCAACUUAUACUUAUCUAUUGGUAACCAUACUAACUUGCUGUACAACUCCAUUACGGAUCCAACUAUAUUUAACAUGGAAUUUUCUGAAAGUAGUGUCACUUUUAUUGGUGGCAAUGAAGAUCCAAAUGAAAAUUUCAAUGGCUGUUUAUCCUCUGGGCCAUACUUUAAUUUUCAAGCUUAUAAUGGAACUAAUGUUCAAUGGAAUAAUUGCCCAUUGCUCAAUACAAACAUAUGUGGUCCAAGAUGCAAUGAUUCUGUUUGUAACAAUGGUUCUUGCAUUGCAACAAAUACUGAAAUAUCUUGCCAAUGCCCAAACAAUACAUAUGGACCAUUAUGUCAGUACACUGGUAUAACCCAUGCUUAAAUACAACAUGUGGUAAUGGUACUUGUACAAGCUUAAAUUCAAGUCAUUAUAUCUGUAUGUGUGACAAAGGUUUCAGGGGAGAAAAUUGUGAGAACAUGGUUCGUGAUUGUGAAUCAAAUCCGUGCUAUAAUCACGGAAUAUGUCAUGAUCUCAUUAAUUCAUAUGAGUGCGACUGCGACAAUACUGGUUAUACUGGCGCGCAGUGUAAUAUGGAUAUAAAUGAAUGUAAUUCCUCCCCAUGUUUAAAUGAUGGCACAUGUUUUAACAGAAUUGGUGAUUACAUUUGCCUGUGUACACCUGGUUUUGAAGGUAUCAAUUGUGAUGUUAAUAUUAAUGAAUGUCAAUCAAAUCCAUGCUUAAAUGAGGGAGUGUGUAUAGAUGGAAUCAACGGCUAUUCCUGCCAAUGUGAUCUGGGCUAUUAUGGCACAAGAUGUGAGAAUGAGGUUGACAACUGUAUUGGCAAUCAAUGCAAUCCUAUAACCGAAGUUUGUAUUAGUGAACCUACAAGACACUACUGUGUGUGCAAGAAGGGUUAUGGAGGUGCAAACUGUACAGAUGUAAAUGAAUGCUUAAGUGACCCAUGCUUGAACAAUGCUACUUGUGUGAACGGAAUAGACAAGUUUACAUGCAUAUGCAUGCCUGGUUAUGCAGGAUAUUUAUGCCAACAAGACAUCAAUGAGUGUGAAAAUGAGCCAUGUCAGAAUUCUGCAAUUUGCAUGAAUGAGAUAAAUGAUUAUAACUGCAUAUGUGAACUGGGGUGGACUGGUAAAAAUUGCUCAGAGGUUUUUGCACCGUGUGAUUCUAGCCCGUGUCACAAUGGUACUUGUGACAUCAUGUCACAUGACAAUCCCCCUGGUUACGCUUGUACAUGCAUGAGCGGUUUCAGUGGAAAUAAUUGUGAAAUAAAUAUUGACGACUGUGCAAAUGUAACUUGUUCUUACAACGAGAUAUGUAUGGAUAAAGUCAAUGAACAUCAAUGCAUCUGUAAUCCAGGAUACACAAUGGACAACAUUGACAACUGUACAAUAGAAAUCAAUGAAUGCAGCUCUAAUCCAUGUGAAAAUAAUGCAUCAUGUAUUGACUUGAUUAAUAACUAUGAAUGCAAUUGCACAUAUGGGUAUGGAGGAAGAAAUUGUGAAAUGGUGAUCAACUUCUGCGAAUCUAUGCCUUGUUUUAAUGGUGGGCACUGUCAAAGUGAUGUUGGCUCCUAUAGAUGUUUCUGUGUACCUGGUUUUGUAGGCUUACACUGUGAGCAUACAUUUAAUGCAUGUAAUUCAAAUCCAUGUGUAAAUGAUGCUAUGUGUUCUUCUCAACUGGGGUUGUAUCAUUGUGAGUGUCAACCUGGAUACCAAGGUGUCAACUGCCACUUGGAUAUUAAUGAAUGCGACUCUAACCCUUGCCGAAACGACGGCAACUGUACGAACUUAGUGGCGAAUUUCUCUUGCUCAUGUACCACCGGGUGGAGUGGUGAGCAAUGUGAAAUAAACGUGAACGAAUGUGAAAGUAACCCGUGUCAAAACGGAGCGGAAUGUAUUGACCAGGUUGCGAGUUAUACAUGCGAAUGUUUAGAUGGAUAUACAGGGGCACACUGUCAAACCAACAUCAAUGAGUGUGAGGAUAAGCCUUGUUUACACAAUGGUUCAUGCAUAGAUGGCAUAGCAAAGUUUACAUGCAUAUGUAAUAACACUGGGUACAUGGGUCCCAUUUGUGAGGAUGAAAUAAAUGAAUGUAAUGAAUUACAACCUUGUUCUAAUGGUGGAUUAUGUACAGACCUUGUCAAUGCUUACAACUGUACAUGUCUGCCUGGGUAUAUUGGGACCCAUUGCGAGCAUACAAUAGCGGAACAGAUUGAUAUUGAUGAAUGCCUUUCCACACCUUGUGUUAAUGGGGGAACAUGCCAUCAGAGAUCGAAUACCAAUAUAUAUGGCUCAAUAAUAAAGGGGAACUUUUCUUAUGACAAUUCUGAGGGUUUUGUUUGCAUAUGCUCAAAUGGUUAUAAAGGCGUGAACUGUGAAACAGAAAUUGACGAAUGUUUAACUAUACAACCAUGCUCAAAUAAUUCAACAUGUGUGGAUCAUAUAGCUGACUAUAUUUGUCACUGUGGUCCUGGAUUUGGGGGUCGUAAUUGUUCAGUGCCGCUCCGUGGGUGUGACAAUAGUCACGAAUGUAGCAACGGCGCUAAAUGUGUGGCGUUUCUUGAAAACGAAAAUUUAGAUCUGCACAAUUACACUUGUGAGUGCACCCCUGGUUUUUCUGGCUCAUUCUGUCGGCAAUCUACUACGUUAUCCAUGAAUGGUGUCUCCAUGUUGGUGUUUAACGUCAACCAAAACACAAGAAAUAUUUCGUUCACAUUUCGGACUACUAUACCCGAUGCUAUACUAACUACUGUGGAAACAAUGACCAAUGAUAUUUUUAAAGUAUAUCUCUCUGGUGGUGCAAUACAUUUACAUAUCAACAAUCAAACCAUAUAUUCAAUACAACCUGUACUAAACAACGGGUAUUGGAACGAGGUUUUCAUUUCGUUCACUGACAGUCUUGUAAUGGUUAGCCUCAACCAAUCAGAAUGCACUGCUGUGUCAUGUGACCUGCUUUUUAACCAAUCAGCGACUUUUAAAGACGUAAGAAGCAUAACGUUUGGUUCUGACAUUACCCUACCCCCAUAUUACGGUUGUAUGCGGGAUAUUAAACACAACAACAAAAUACUCGAUGCUCAAAGCAGGGUUGUAGCUUCUAACUUGGAAGGGGGGUGUAACCGUCAAGAGGUGUGUCAACCUGACAGUUGUCACGACCACGGAAUUUGUGUGGAUUUAUGGAGCAAAUUUCGAUGUGAAUGCUUAAGGCCUUACAUUGGAAAUACAUGUGACUUAGAAAUAAGACCUGCUACAUUUGGAUAUCUCAAUAAAAAAAGUUUUGCACUGUUUAAGCUAUUAGAGCCUCCAAAACAAGUUUUUAAUAUUUCUAUGUUUAUUAAAACUUUGCAACCAGAUGGAAAUAUUGUGUUAACGUCAAAUUUAACUGACUCAACCAGUGUGAUUAUAAGUUUACUUAACGGAAAAUUACAAGUUACAAUAGCAGAAGAAACACACAGUACAAAUACAUUACUUACGGAUGGUAUAUACCAUUUUAUAAUGGUGGAAAUUGUAAAUGACAAAUUGAAUAUACUCAUCGACCAAAAUCGAUUGACCGAAGUAACUUUAUCUUCCAAUAUAAAUGUUACAACAUCAAGUCUCUAUAUUGCUGGUUUACCCACUAAUACAGGAUCUCGUAAACGUAGAGAGACAUCUAGUGUUGGUUUCAAAGGAGCAAUUCAAGACGUUCAAUUUAACGGAGUCCGAUUAUUAUUUCAUCAUAAUGACACUGGAAACAUCACAAUUUCAAACGAGCCAAUCCGGUUUCUUCCCUCCCAAAUUUCCAACGUUCUGAUUGGACAAGUGUCUGACCCAGUUUGUGGCUCAGCCAAUCACAGCUUGUAUAGCAACCCAUGUCAUAAUGGGGGUGAUUGUGAUGUUAUUUUCAACGAUUAUAUGUGUAAUUGUACUGACACUUGGAAGGGAAGAAAUUGUGAUGUCCCGGUUUUUUGCAAACAAAUAACAUGUCCUGGUCCAUUACAAUGCAUUGACUUGAAACAUGGGGGUUUUGAAUGCAUUGGCGCUGCUACAUUUGAUCAUACUACUAUAGCUAUGUACACUACAGAUCCAAAUACUGUAGUAACUGAUACACUGUCGUUUAAUAUAAGAACUAGAUCGGUAAAUGCUUCAAUAAUUCAGUUCCGGUCGAAAUCUGGAACAAUCCAGUUAAAUCUGGAUAUAACCGGUCGAAUCCAGUUUUUAUUCUACAGUUUAUCAACUAAUGGUUCUGUGGCAAGUGCCGUGUCAAUUUCAGAUGCCAAUUGGCACAAUGUGACAGUUAUAACUCCUAGAAACAGUUCUCUUUCUCUAUUGGUGGAUGGCAAUCAUUAUUACACCAACGUGUCUCUACCUGAAGCUCUGAUUGGCCAGAUUUCCAAUUCAACUGACAACUUGGCUGUGAUUGGUGCAAUUGAUCAAGGGUUAUUUAAAGGCUGUCUUUCUGAUGUCAGAAUUGGGGGCGUGGCGCUUCCAUUUUACGACCAAUCACAGCUCACGAAUCAUUCAAGUGCGACUGGCUCCACCCACACUAUUAUGACAUCAAGUCUGGAUAUUUCAUCACUAGGUUGCCAUGGCGACAAUAUGUGUGGUUUGAAUCCUUGUGAAAAUAACGGGACGUGUCUGGACUUGUUCAACAAGUUUGAAUGUCGUUGUAAAUUAGGUUUUGUUGACGAAAUUUGUUCAACAAAUGUUGACAACUGUGUUGGCGUUGAAUGUAACAACGGGUCUUGCGUUGAUUUAGUUGAUGACUUUGUUUGCAACUGUACAGAUGGAUACCAAGGAUAUAGAUGUGAAAGAGAUAUAGACGAAUGCAUAAACAAUCCAUGUUUUAAUAACGGGACUUGCCGUAACCUGAUUGGCUCAUUUGAGUGUCAAUGUAUGGGUCAGACCAUGGGGGCAUUGUGUGAAAUAAACGUCUCACAAUCGUGUAACAAUGGAAGCGACGAACCGUGUCAGAAUGGGGGGGCGUGUGUAAAUGUUACUACUUCUACGGAGAUCACACAUACCUGUGUCUGCCCACCCCUUUAUACUGGGAAGAACUGCCAGAAUGUGGUGAACCAUUGUAAAAAUAUAACCUGUCUUAAUAAUGGAUCUUGUUUAUCAAAUUUGACUUCAUACACCUGUUCAUGCAUGAAUGGUUUUUACGGCGAAUUCUGCGAGAAUUAUCUUGGCGCUUGUUCGACCGUGACAUGCAUGAAUAAUGCUACUUGUGACAUCACAGAAGAUGGUUUUCAAUGUAAUUGUAAAAAAGGUUACGUAGGAAGAUUAUGUGAAGUGAAUGACCUUUGUCAUAACAAUAAUAAUGUUUAUUGCUCCAAUAAUGGAAACUGCUCAUCCAAGCUUUCACAGGAUCACGAUAUCACGUUUUCAUGUGAUUGCUUACCAACUCACGCAGGUGAUCGGUGCAACCAUAAUAACCCAUGUUACAACCACACAUGCCACAAUGGUGGCUCUUGCUCUCUCGUGUGGGCAAACCCCACUCCAACAACUGGCCACCAGGAGGCAGUAGCACCAACAGCAACGUGUGUAUGCAGUUCUGGGUACACUGGUAAUUUAUGCGAAAAUAACGCACCUCAGACCCAGAGUUUAUGGGUCAUACUGGGUCCUAUUAUCGGCGCCGCCGGGCUUGUCUUUUUUCUCGGCCUCCUAAUAGCGCUUUUGUGCUAUGCACGCGGCGCUCGUGCGAGCCGUGGUGUCUACAGUCCACAAGCCACCGAGAGUGCCGCUGCCACGACACAUGCCACGCCAUUGCCAUUAAAAGUGCCGCCUGAGAGGCUUAUAUAGGGCCACAAGUGAAGCGUAUCGCAGCGUCAUAAUUCUUGCUUCUUGCGUCGGAGGAGCCACCGUCCUCUUGCUCCUCCUUGUGGCGAUAAUGUCGCUGGUUUCGAUCGUUUUAGAGCGACGAGCCACGUCGGGAACUUAUUCUCCAAGUAAAAGGGAACAGAACUCAGCGACCCCACAACAGCCCGGAAUUGAGAUGCUUACUGA
Messenger RNA from Ciona intestinalis (vase tunicate), 6414 nucleotides. The record is from RefSeq and is a predicted model, not a curated record. NCBI's taxonomy places the organism in Eukaryota, Metazoa, Chordata, Ascidiacea, Phlebobranchia, Cionidae.